AUGACAAACUCAGAAGCCACCGAGAGGCUCUGUUUGCAGAUUCUUUGGGACUGGUUAAGACAUCAGAGCUUCCUCAGAUCUCUAUUUUUCCCAGUUGUCUUCUCUCUGACAGUUUACCUGAGCUGCUGCUUGCCUUUUGUUUGUCUGGAUUUGCUCUGUUCCAGACUGACCCUGGUGCGCCGCUUCAAGAUCCAGCCUCAAAGCGAGGUCACAUGGCCAAUGGCUUGCAGGUGCUUGCGCAAAAUUCUCCACAACCAUGUCUGUUUCAUUUUCCCCCUUUCUGUUGUAUACUGGCACUGGAGGCCUGUGUUUUUUCCUCCACUGGCACCUGAGAUGCUGACUGUUGUUAAGGACAUACUAGCCUGCCUCCUCCUGUUUGACAUGCAGUACUUUUUGUGGCAUCUGCUACAUCACAAGGUGUUGUGGCUCUACCAUUUCUUCCACAAGGAGCACCACCUCUACACGGCCACCUUCUCUCUGGCAACAGAAAACACAGGGGUCUGGGAGAUGCUGAGCCUCACCUUCUUUGCAGCACUGAACCCUGCCCUCCUGGACUGCCAUCCACUCACAGAGAUGCUCUUCUUUGUCACAAACAUGUAUCUGUCUGUGGAGGCGCACUCUGGCUAUGAAUUCCCCUGGUCUCCACAUAGACUGGUGCCCUUCGGCCUCUACGGAGGAGCCAGGCAUCAUGACCUCCACCACCUCAAAUUCAAAGUAAACUACGCACCGUACUUCACACACUGGGACAUACUUCUUGGCACGCUCCAGGGAGUACGGAGGAGGUAA
Messenger RNA from Perca flavescens (yellow perch), 786 nucleotides. Its product is annotated as cholesterol 25-hydroxylase-like protein. The transcript has a single exon. Gene Ontology annotation, molecular function: oxidoreductase activity; iron ion binding. The record is from RefSeq and is a predicted model, not a curated record. Gene Ontology annotation, biological process: lipid biosynthetic process. Bases 1 to 786 code for a protein of 261 amino acids. NCBI's taxonomy places the organism in Eukaryota, Metazoa, Chordata, Actinopteri, Perciformes, Percidae.